UACCUAGGUAAUAGCUGCUGUAGGCCGCCAAUGAUUUGCUUGAAACAGCCCUACGACAAUCAGCCCCUUGGAGACAACGGACGAGUCGUCGCAACAACCACUCUACAGAAGAUCAAUAUACUCGACACAAAGCCCAUUAGCAAACGAUUGCUACUAGGGUCAACGACACGAGAGACGAUAUCAUUCCAUUUCUUAUCCUCCGACGCCUGUAACUGACCCGGAAUCACCUAACCUUAAGUUCCAGCUCGGGUCGCCACAGGAUGUAUGUCAUCGAGUUUCACGGCUAACGCUCAUCCACUUCCUUCCUGACUUUUUUGCUCGCUUUUUCUUCUUCCGUAAGCCCGCCGGGGCUAUGCAAUCACUAUGCAGCUCAGUCCGCUACAGUCGCGUCUCGCUGCCUCUGUAAUAGCCUCAUGCUUCGUCAUUGUUCUAUAUUUCUUCCUCUUCACGCCGCAAUUCGCUUUGGCUGCCGAAUUAGCCCAGAUUCCGAGCACUCUUGAACAGGCUGGCUCUUUCUACGAUGACGAUGAUGCGACAGAGUUCCUCGACGUCCAAGUGCCGUCAUACGAGCCCAAUUUCCCCUUGUUUGAUCGGGGUAUUAUAGGGAGGGCUGCAGACGGGGCUGCGCCUCUCGAUGUCGACAAUCCUACGACGAGAAACCUUGACCCUGGGAUGACUACCGCAUAUGUUUUCGAAGUAGCUUCGGUCUCUGGAAGAUCGGCGCAAGAGGCUGGUGCGACACAUGAACUUCGUAGAAGCUUGAAUGAGACACGAGAAUUUGAAGGGGCCGAACGUGACGGGGACGAGGAAUUGAGCACCGGCCAGGAUCUAGUCCGACGACAGACGCCAUCCAGAACACUCUAUAUAUCAGUUAACACUUGCGAUCAGCCAGGUCGUAUCUCACCCGACCAGACCUCCAUGGACCCUCCACAAUUGACUCUAUUUGUGUCUACGUCAAGCGAAAACACCUCGCCCGGACCAGGAGGAGAUGAAAAGACCCAGAAAGCCAUUGUCUUCGACGAAGGCGCUGUUUUGUACAAUACGUCGCUCGAUAGCGAUGUAUAUUUUAGUAUAUCAGCCCCUCAGGUUUCUGCAAAGUAUUUUACCACUACGUUGCCAUAUAAUUAUGAAGUAGCAGUGUCUCUCGAUGAAUUCUAUCAUUCAUAUGAUAGCGAAACCCAACCAAACUUGUACUGGGUGGAUUCCGAUGCCUCUUCCUCCUUGCUGACGACACAAAACCUUACAAGCCGCCCAGAAGAGGUGGUUCCUACAGCUCCGUACAUAGUGUUUGUCCAGAACAAAAAGAACCUGGCUAUCAAUGGUAUACGGAAAUCAUAUUGUGGGUUGAAGAAAUGGGCGCAAAUUCGACCACUUCAAAAUGGUGGUAGUCAAGCAACGACGGGCUUGAGGCAAGGUGGCGAUGCUAAUUUAACAACACAAGAGUUUUACAUCAGCGGGUUAAAUGCCAGCACCGAAUACUCAGGGAUAAUAGCCUUGAAUACGAGUUUGUCACUUGGAAAAAGGCAGGAAAGUAGCUCUGGAGGUGGCAUGGUUGUGUAUAGCGCCGUUGACUUCAGCACAAAACCUAAUGGUGCGUGCACAUUCAUCUUCAACUUGACUGUUUGCACAGAGACGAGAUACGCUGUACCCGGAAACCCAGAGAAAUUUCCCAAUGGAACAGCUCUCGCGGCCUAUUAUGAUGACUACACAAAGACGAUGUGGGAUAACUUUGACAAGGUCUUGCAACAAACCCCGUGCGAGGCGCCGCCCACCCAGAAGUACUCCCUUAUCCGAAACUGUGAUGAUUGCAAACAAGCAUACAAGAACUGGCUCUGCUCGGUCGCUAUACCGAGGUGCGAGGAUUUCUCUACGCCGGAUCAAGAUUAUCUACAGAUGCGCAAUAUCAACGCACCAUUCCCCAACGGCACUUUCGUCGACCAGAGUAUCAGGGAUAAGUACGGUGGGAACAAGGCCUUCAGCUCUUCUAGGAAUGUAGAGAUUGAUGAAGCCAUCGAGCCUGGGCCCUACAAGGAAGUACUGCCCUGCGAUUACCUCUGCUAUGAACUCGUCAAGAGUUGCCCCUCAUCUAUGGGCUUUGCCUGUCCGUUGCCAAAUUCGAAAUAUGGCUUCAACACCAGUUAUGCGGUUCCUGAUACGAGCAAAGAGCUUUCUUGUAACUACCCCGGAUCAGCAUACUAUCCAAGCGCCGCUACUUUGACAGCGAUGUCUUGGAUGAACAUGGUAGCUCUCAUUGUUGUACCGUUACUCUUGGUAUGAUGAUCUACUCUACAUGAGACAGUAGAGGGGUGGAAAACCUAGGAAUAAUCUUAUGGGUGAUGCCAUUAGAGAAGAUUCACAUGAAGGCGUCGAGGUUUGGGUUCUACAUGUGAGGCCCUCUUUUUGAGUUUAGAACAGCAGGCGCAGUGAAACAGGCACUACAUGGAAAGAAGCAAGGCAUUGGCAUAGGCGUUCUUGGCGUUUGAUUUAGAUAUCGUACUA
This is a messenger RNA of Xylaria bambusicola, 2499 nucleotides long. RefSeq names its product stretch-activated Ca2+-permeable channel component-domain-containing protein. NCBI's taxonomy places the organism in Eukaryota, Fungi, Ascomycota, Sordariomycetes, Xylariales, Xylariaceae. Gene Ontology annotation, molecular function: calcium channel activity. The record is from RefSeq and is a predicted model, not a curated record. The transcript is spliced from 2 exons. Bases 364 to 2277 code for a protein of 637 amino acids. Gene Ontology annotation, biological process: calcium ion import across plasma membrane.